CUGGUCAUAUUUUUACUUUCAUUUUGGAUCGAUCCACCGUUUCUCUUCGCCCCAGGCCGAACUCCGGCUCUACUUCAGGGGCGAUUUCUGUUCCUUGGUGAUCAGGGGACACCCCACACGGUUUUCCGUGACUCACCGUCUGCGAUAGGGUUUUCCUAUCGGUCUGGGGAAUUUCAUUCCCAAUCUGUGGUCUGUCCGGGCCAAUCUGGAGGCACCCCCUAAGGUGGCUCAUUUGGUGUGAGGCUAAUGCAUGAGAGUGAGGUGGCCGGCCUGUUUGUCCUGUGUGUUGUGGCUGUUGUGAUCGGUUAUUUGUUGUGUCGCGCGUACGCUAACCACUCUUUGUCUUCAGAACACCAUGGGACAAACGACAUCGUCCCCAUUGUCCCUCACCCUCGACCAUUGGUCAGAGGUUCGAGAGAGGGCUCACAAUCUCUCCUUACAGGUUAAAAAAGGUAAAUGGCAGACUUUCUGCUCGUCUGAGUGGCCCACAUUCUCCGUGGGUUGGCCACUGGAGGGGACUUUCCACCUUCCCCUCAUCUUAGCAGUUAAGAACAUCAUCUUCCACCCCGGACGAGAGGGCCACCCCGACCAGGUCACUUACAUCUUGGUAUGGCAGGACCUCAGGGAGGAGCCCCCACCGUGGGUAAAACCCUUCCUUCCUCCGCCCGACUCCUCCAUACCCAAACUCUUGGCUCUGAAAGGGCCCCCUGCACCGGUCCUGCCCGACUCCCAACCUGACCUCCCUCUGCUUGAUUGUGAUCACCCUCCUCCUCGACCUGCCUGGCCUCCUCCUUAUGCACUUCCACCACCCGUCUCCCCGCCGGAGUCGGAGGCCUCCCUUCCCUCAGCUCCAACUCUCUCUCUGUACUCCCCACACCCCUCUGCGGCCUGCUCCGAGGCCAGUCCCCCUGGGCCUGAGGGCCCAGCCCGGAACACCCACAGUAGACAGCGGCCGGAGGACCCGGUCGUCACUCUCCCUCUCUGUCCCUAUGGGCCCACUAUAAGUGAUGGGACAGCGGAGGGAGAAAUGCCGGCCCUUCAGUACUGGCCAUUCUCAUCCUCAGACUUAUACAACUGGAAAAAUAAUAACCCCUCUUUCUCUGAUGACCCCUCUAAGUUAACAGGCCUAAUGGACUCGCUUAUGUUCUCUCACCAACCCACAUGGGAUGACUGCCAACAACUAUUGAGGGUCCUGUUCACCACCAAGGAAAAAGAUCGAAUCCUUCUCCAGGCCCGAAAAAAUGUUCCAGGAGAUGAUGGCAGACCCACCCAGAGACCUGAUCAAAUUGACGAUCUUUUCCCGCUGAAACGCCCCAACUGGGACCCCAAUUCUCCUGACGGACAGCCAACCUCUGUUUGCGUUUGAAUGGACAGACCCAGACUCCAAAAUAAAUGGACAGUUGACGUGGACGCGCCUCCCCCAGGGAUUCAAGAACAGCCCAACUAUCUUUGAUGAGGCUCUCCACAAAGAUCUAGCUCCAUUCCGGGCUCAACACCCGGACCUCACUCUACUUCAAUAUGUGGAUGACUUGCUGCCGGCAGCAGAUUCAGAGAAGGACUGCAACAACGGGACCCAAGAUCUCCUACGUGAGUUGGCCGCUCUGGGGUACAGAGCAUCGGCAAAAAAGGCUCAGAUCUGCAAACGAGAGGUAAUCUUCCUGGGUUACACCCUAAGGGAAGGAAAAAGAUGGCUCGCUGAGGCUAGAAAACAGACUGUGGUCCAGAUUCCUCCCCCCAAAAGCCAAAAACAGCUUCGAGAAUUUCUGGGUACGGCGGGGUUUUGCCGGCUGUGGAUCCCAGGAUUCGCAUCCUUGGCAGCUCCCCUUUACCCAUUGCUUAAGGGAGGAUCACCCUUUGUCUGGGGAAAGGAUCACCAACAGGCCUUCGAUGCCAUCAAGCGAGCCCUCCUAUCUGCCCCGGCCCUAGCUCUACCUGAUAACUCAGACCUUUGGGCCAUGGAAACGGCCGGUGGCUUACCUCUCAAAGAGACUAGAUACUAUGGCAAAUGGAUGGCCACCAUGCCUAAAGGCUAUUGCAGCAGCAGCCCUGCUCACUAAGGACGCUGACAAACUGACUUUGGGACAAAAAUUAACAAUUAUUGCCCCACACACGCUAGAAAGUGUCAUCCGCCAACCUCCCGAUAGGUGGCUCUCAAACGCCCGGAUUACACAUUACCAAAGCCUCUUACUCAAUAAAGACAAAAUAACCUUUGGGCCCCUGGUGACCCUCAAUCCGGCAACCCUACUACCAGAAGAAACCCCAGAACCAAUUCUUCACACUUGCCAAGAUAUCCUGGCAGAGGAAACCGGGGCGCGAUCAGACCUGUUGGACUACCCCUUACCCGAUGCUGAGGUGACCUACUUCACUGACGGGAGUAGCUUCUUGGUCCAAGCUGGCUCCAGGCAAAAGAUUGUGUGGUUCCAGACCUGGACAAUACUGGGAAGUAGACUUUACUGAAAUUAAACCUGCCCGGUAUGGACUAAAAUAUCUGUUAGUCUUUGUGGACACCUUUUCUGGAUGGAUUGAGGCCUUUCCUACCAAAAAGGAAACUGCUGCCGUAGUCGCAAAGAAGUUGAUGGAAGAAAUUUUUCCCCAGUUCGGAUUACCAAAGGUAAUAGGGUCUGAUAAUGGGCCAGCGUUUGUGGCUAAGGUAAGUCAGGGAUUGGCCAACAUAUUGGGGAUUGAUUGGAAAUUACAUUGUGCUUAUAGACCCCAAAGUUCAGGACAGGUAGAGAGGAUGAAUAGAACUAUUAAGGAGACCCUCACUAAAUUAGCUCAUGAGACUGGCUUAAAAGAUUGGACGAUGCUCCUGCCUUAUGCUCUUUUUCGUGCACGGAACACUCUGUCAGCCAAACCCCCUAACCUCACUCCCUUUGAGAUCCUCUUUGGCACUCCACCCCCCAUUCGGGAUCUCACUCCCUUGACUGAACAUUCCACCCUGUUACCAACCUCCUUGUCUGACAGGCUCAUCGCCCUUGACUGCCUACAAAAGGAUUUGUGGACCCAGCUAGCCUCAGCCUACACUCCCAGCGAAUCUCCCAUACCGCAUCCAUACCAAGUGGGAGACUUUGUGCUCGUCCGGUGUCAUCAACAAGAGACCCUACAACCUCGCUGGAAAGGAGCAUACCAGAUCCUACUGACCACUCCCACAGCGGUAAAGGUCGACGGCAUCACCUCUAGGAUCCAUGCGUCACAUCUGAAACCAGCUUCGGCGCCAGAGGACAAUCACUGGGAACUUAAACGGUCUGAUAACCCCCUAAAGCUAAAGCUGUGCCGAAAGACCCCCUAAAACUGUUCCAUACACCUCCCUUGUGUGCUCCUACAAGAUGACCCCCUGCCCAUACAAGACCUUUAAGAUUAAAGGUUAUUCACAAGAAAAGGGGGGAAUGAAAGAGUUAACUUUACAGCUGCCACCCCCCCCCCCCGAGCUAUCUGUACAAAACAAGAAGGGACUUUCCGUUGGUAAAAACAAAAACAAAAACAAAAAAAAGAUAAACCACUGUUCCGGGAACACAGUGACUGGGCUAUGACCCCCAGACACUAAAGUUACCCAACCCUGAGCCCCUCCAAUCAGCUCCUGCCAAACCCUGCGCCGUUCAAAACUAACCAAUGCGAUCUGCUUCUAUAACAUCGCCUGCUUUGCGGUUUAUGCCUUUAAAAACCCUGUGUAACUUCCCUUCGGGGUCCUCCGCACUCGUUUGCUGGACGGACCCCAUGCUCAUGGAAAUAAAGCUUUCACCCUUAAAGACGUGAGUCCUUGGGGUCUUCUUCCCUGCGACGCCGACCUUACAAUGUAAUCAAUUUUACCUAAACUAUUGAUCUUAUUGGCUAACUAUAGUUAUUUCCCACCUUAUG
Messenger RNA from Cavia porcellus (domestic guinea pig), 3855 nucleotides. RefSeq lists its product as uncharacterized. The transcript is spliced from 2 exons. The record is from RefSeq and is a predicted model, not a curated record. Gene Ontology annotation, biological process: virion assembly. Bases 356 to 1366 code for a protein of 336 amino acids. NCBI's taxonomy places the organism in Eukaryota, Metazoa, Chordata, Mammalia, Rodentia, Caviidae.